Molecule: messenger RNA, 1170 nt
Organism: Anneissia japonica
Lineage: Eukaryota; Metazoa; Echinodermata; Crinoidea; Comatulida; Comatulidae
Product: acid-sensing ion channel 5-like
Exons: 6
Coding region: 1-1170 (389 amino acids)
Biological process (GO): sodium ion transmembrane transport
Cellular component (GO): membrane
Molecular function (GO): ligand-gated sodium channel activity
Source: RefSeq, a predicted model, not a curated record
AUGGCAGCUGAAGAGGAGAUAAGUUUAGAAAGCGAGUUUGCAACAAGUACAACACUCCAUGGGCUGAAAUACAUUGCCACAAGUAAACGGUUCUUCUUUAAACUACUUUGGGUAUUGAUUUUCAUAUCUGGAUUGAGUUUGUGUGUGUGGCAAAUCAGUCUACGCAUUCAAGAGUAUUUGUUGUUCAAUAUCAACACGGAAAUCAACCUGAUGUUCGUCGAUGAACUGGAGUUCCCCGCCCUCACUAUCUGCAACUUCAACAGGUAUCGAGCUUCAUACCUCACUGCUAAUGAUUUGAAUCUUAUCAAAUUUCUAUGGGACGCCGAGGACUACGACUACUAUGAGUCUGGAAAUAACAUUCAGUAUAAUGAUGCCUUUAUCAAUGGAAACUUUAGUACGUCUGAAUUCACUAACAGAACUGGAUUUCAGCUCACUAACCAAACGAUUCAAAGUUGCAAAUGGAAAGAGAAGAAGUGUGGAGGUCAGAAUUUUACUCAUUUAUUUACGUCAUUUGGCAACUGCUUUACGUUCAACUCUGGCAAAUAUAAUGACGUAUUGAAAGUCAGACAGCCGGGAGCAGGAAACGCCCUUCAGUUGAUGAUUAACAUUCAACAGGACGAAUAUACCGAAACGUCUGAAGGUAACAUGGAGGCCGGCUUGAAGAUACUAGUGCAUCCGCAGAACGAACCGCCACUGAUAGAAUCCAAAGGUUUGGCAGUUCCUCCUGGUGUACACGCCUACGUCUCAACACGUAAAAUUGAAGUAGAAACGCUAGGUAAACCCCACGGAGACUGUGACAAAUCUGUGAAGCUUAACAAUUACGAAAUAUACACGGUCGCCGGGUGCUUACUGGAGUGCCGGCAUAAACACAUUGUCGAAGAGUGUGAUUGCAGACCUAUUCGGCAAUCAGUCAUGGAAGAUUCGCUUGAAAUUCACAGUAAAACCUACGAUGAACUCAAAACUGCAACGGAUAUCUUACUUAAGAAUUUCAAACAAAUGGAAACUGACCUGAAAUCUAAGCAAGAUAAAAUGGUGAACAUUGAAGCUGAAAUGCUGCGAAUGGAAAGACAUUCUAGAAGCUAUAAUCUCCGAUUUGGAGGAAUUGAAGAGAGAGAAAGCGAAGAUCCAAAGCAACUUGUUCUGGAUAUAUUAAAACAUGACCUUAAUUGA